AUGUCUAGUUCUGAUGGCGAACAUUCUCUACGUAAAUCGUCUGGGACGUCCAAGAAUGCUACCCUCUCUCCCCUGCCCUCGCUCUCCUUGACCCGCGACUAUAUUACUGAGGCCCUCGCCAAGUCACCGGAUGGCGGGGCGACUCUCGACUUGGCGUACAAGGGUCUCACCGAUGUCGGAGAGUCAGGGGCCGAGGAGCUCGCGAGCAUUGGUCUGGAUGAGGACACAGGGUCGGACAGCUCCGUAGUACGUAUCGCGCUGGCCCACAAUCGCCUCACCACUCUACCUAUGGCGUUUUCCCUGCUGUCGCGUCUUCGCUAUCUCGUUCUGAAGAACAACAGCUUCUCCGUAUUUCCCGACGUCCUCACCGUUAUGCCGUCUCUGGAAAUCCUGGACAUCAGCCGAAACAAGAUCAAGCGGCUACCAUCCCAACCAGGCUCUUUGGUCAACCUAAGGGUGUUUUCGCUAUCGAGAAACAAAUUACACCGACUUCCCAUCUACCUGGCACAAUUUCGGCAGCUCAGCCUAUUCAAAGUAGACCAGAACCCCUUGGAAUGGCCACCACCGGCUGUAAUGGACACAUCGCGUAACCCCAAUGACCCUCAUGUCAUGACCGAAUGGAUUCAUCACCUUCAGACAUGGCUUGAAGACCACUCUAGCGAGCGGAAACACAGCGAUGAUUCCUUGUCUAGUGACGCGGGAAACGACUCUAGUUUAUUGGACGCACCUCGAGAUCGGACACCACUGCAAACCGAUAUGCUGUACCAUGCACGUUCAUUCUCGCUGGAGUCUGAUACGUCUUCGUACUUCCAACUUGACCGCUCUCCGGUACCCUCGCGACCACACCCGGAGAAUCCUCCUCGCCUCCACCUGGACCCCUUUUUCUCCCGCAUCCAGGGAAAGAGCGCAUCUCCGUCUCCUUCACGCUCACCAGACGCAAGCGUAUCUCCUAGUGACGACUCUGCCGGCCCCAACGGAAUUCAUGCCUACCACACCCGCAUACCGUCACACUUAAACGGUCAUAGUGGGACUCGAAUACCUCUGAAGAGCCCGGCCAUCAAGAAAAGCUUGCCCGACAUGCGGCCCAGGCUACAUCUACCGAAUGGGACGCAACGGGCAGCGGCAGCCUCGGCGGAUCACCUACCUAGCCAUCAUCUCCCGUUCAAUACCAUUAUGGACGAGCCGGUAUCAGCGUCUCCAAUAUCCAUAGACCGGCCGGCGCCAUCCAUGGACACAGAGCGAAAUUCAUACUUCCGCCGGCUUUCCACUCUAUCUGCUGCCACGAUCUCGAAGGCCAUCCCGGAUUCGUUGCUCGCUGUGGUCGACGCCGUCCGAGGGAUCCUUUUCGCGCUCUCCCAUAUCUACCAGACGCUGCAGCACUACACAGUGUAUGCCAUCGACGAGCGGCUGUCGGCGGUCCUGUUGAAAGUGCUUGGUCCCGCGUGCACGUACAUGUCGCAACUCAUUAACGCCCUGGACAAAUUCGACACGGUGAGCAGGCGAGCCUUGCCCAGCCCAGCGAUAUGCAGGGCGGUCGUGGAGAACUGCCGGGACAACGUGACGGUAUUCGGGAAGGCGGUGGGGAUGCUCUCGUUGCAGCUGAAGGUCCUUGCGAAGCACGACGACGUGCGCUAUACACGACAGAUGUUGCUGGUCUUGUAUGGUGCGAUGUCGGAGAUCUCAGCGGCGUGGCAGUCUAUGGCAAGUCAUGUAGAUGCGGUGCGGCCUUACCUCUGGGACUCCAGGCCACCGCCUGCGUCGAAAUCCUACGUUUCGAAGACCCCGACGUUGCGCGGUACCGCGGCUACGGAGAAGCCGAGACCACCGGCGUCAGCUCCAGCGGUGAUGUCCCCGACAUUCUCGCCUACAACGGAGAACCCUCAGCGCGCGCACCUCCGGACGACGGCGACGCAGCGCUCGCUAGAUUUGGGGAGAAGCCACAUCAGCCGGCGGCAUGCAGGGUCUUUCAGCUCGAAGGACGUCGAGAUCGGGAAGAGGCUACCGUCGUACAUCGAUGUUCCUCCACCGCCCUUCCCAUCUUCGGUUAACGGCAGCUUCCACCACUCAACGCCGCCACAGCCGAGGACGAUGCGGCGACUGGUCCUCCCGCUUGGGCAGCAAGCGUACGACGCACAGCUGGGGAGUCAUUCUCGGCAAGGGUCACAGAGUUCGCUGUUGCCUGCGUCGAACUCGUCGCCACAGCUCGGCGGGAACCUGUCGGGGUCGAGCACGCUCGUCGAUAAGGAGGUGAUCGGCGCGAUGAAGGCCGCGGUCGAAGCCGCGCCGGAGAUCUGGGAGAUGAUGGACGAGAUGCUCGAUAGCGAGGACACGAGUGUGGGCGGGAAGGACGAGUUCAGGGAGGUGCUCGCGCGGGCGAAGGACGUGACGGAGCGGCUGCGGCAGAGCAUCGCCGCGGUGCAAGAGGGGGCACACCUGCAGGCCAUGGAUGGGAAGGCGCUCCACGACGACGCACAUAUAUUCGUCAAGACCGUCAUACAACUGUCGAACGCGGUCAAGACGCGGGGCACGCCUGGCGGCCCCUCCGGUGCGCCCGCGUCUGUCGCAGCACCGGGUACCCCAGGUCUACACCCAACGAACGGCGCGCCCGCUGCCGGCAGCACCCUCUCGUUGACCCUGCGGACGAAGAUAGUGCAGCUGACAAAUGCGACGCAGGAGUUCGUGAUGCUCCUCCACGUCUCGUCGUUCUCGCCUGCGCCGACGCCCGGAUUGCGCUCGUAUUCGCCCAUGGUCGGCCUGGGUGCGGGCGUGGGGCUCGGCGCGUCGCCGCUGCCGACCCCUAUGCCUGUCAUCGAGGAUGGACGCUUGGGCUCGAACAUAUCGCGCAGCCGGAGCGCCAAUCCGUCAUCGGGCGCGAAGCUGCUGUAG
Messenger RNA from Trametes versicolor FP-101664 SS1, 2886 nucleotides. RefSeq lists its product as uncharacterized. Gene Ontology annotation, molecular function: protein binding. Lineage: Eukaryota; Fungi; Basidiomycota; Agaricomycetes; Polyporales; Polyporaceae. The transcript is spliced from 7 exons. The coding region runs from base 1 to 2886 and encodes 961 amino acids. The record is from RefSeq and is a predicted model, not a curated record.